AUGUCAGGCCCCUCAUCUUCUUCGGCAGACGACUUCAUCCUCUCCCUCCCUCCCUGGUCCGGCAGCAGAUUCACCUACCCGCACAUCAACCACUCCGUCCCACCCUCUCUCGAUCCUUCAAAGAACCUUCUCCCACAACCUUUCACUGCAAUCGUCACAGGCGCUUCCCGAGGCAUUGGCGCAGCAACAGCAAAAUGUUUAGCUCGAGCAGGAGCCACAGGCCUAAUAAUCACCGCUCGCAAACUUGAAUCUCUUUCCAAAACCAAAGAAGAACUGGAAGAAAUUUCCAAAGAAAUAAAAGUAGUAGCGAUAGCAGCUGAUAACGCACAAGAAACUUCCGCGAUAGAAAUUAAAGAACUGGUCGAGAAGGAGUUUGACGGGAAACUAGAUCUCCUCAUCAACAACGCAGGAAUCGUAAGCACCAACGAAACGGCUUUCAAACCUCUCCACGAAAUGGAUUCUUCACAAUUCGAAAUUCCUAUCACGACAAACCUUUUCGGAAGAUUUUAUAUGAUCAAACAUCUCCUCCCUUGCUUGCUAUCCUCUCCCCGUCCCACGAAAUCCAUCAUCAACAUCUCCUCCGUAGGCGGCAACAUCUCUGGUCCCCUCGCCUUCUCCCUCUCAGCGCUCGCUACAAACCGUCUAUCCCAACGCGUCGCGGAGAGUUAUGGAAAGGAUGGGGUUUUUUGUGUGGCGGUUCAUCCUGGUGCUGUGCUUCCCAAGGACGAGGAUAUUCCUCCUGGGUUUCCUGAGAGUGUGAAGGAGUGGAGUCAGGAUGAGCCGGGGCUUUGUGGGAGUUUUAUUGUUGAUUUGGUGAGGAGGGAGUGGGAGGAGAGGGAAUGGUUGAAUGGGAGGUAUUUGGAUGUCACGUGGGAUAUGGAGGAACUUUAUAAGAAGAAAGAGGAGGUGGUGGAGGGGGAUAAGUUGAGGGUUAAGUUGGUUGUUUGA
Molecule: messenger RNA, 948 nt
Organism: Pseudocercospora fijiensis CIRAD86
Lineage: Eukaryota; Fungi; Ascomycota; Dothideomycetes; Mycosphaerellales; Mycosphaerellaceae
Exons: 1
Coding region: 1-948 (315 amino acids)
Molecular function (GO): oxidoreductase activity, acting on the CH-OH group of donors, NAD or NADP as acceptor
Source: RefSeq, a predicted model, not a curated record